UUCUCAACCUUCUCUCUCUCCGCGAUUCACGUUUUUCCCAAUCUGAUCCUGUCGGAGAGAGAGAGAGAGAGAGAGAGAGAGAGUUCCGCCGCCGAAUCGAAAAUUCACCGUCACGUUCGCUCCUCCCUCGAUCUCCGUUACCGUCAAGAUCGAAUCUUUCGUGGUGGGGGUUUCUCGAGUAAGAGAGAGAGAGAGAAAGGGGGGGGGGGAAAUGAGUUUUCAGGAUUUAGAGGCGGGAAGAGGAGGGAGACCGUUAGCUUCUUCGAGUAGUAACAUCAAUGGAGGAGGGAGACAAGACACGACGCAAGCCGUGGCUUCCGGUGUGUUCCAGAUCAACACAGCCGUCUCUAGCUUCCACCGUCUGGUCAACACUCUCGGUACUCCCAAAGACACCCCGGAGCUCCGAGAUAAGCUGCACAAGACAAGACUACAUAUCGGAGAGUUAGUGAAAGACACGUCUGUUAAACUUAGAGAAGCUAGUGAAACUGAUCAUCAAAGAGGCGUAGAUCAAAGGAAGAAGAUUGUGGAUGCUAAGCUUGCAAAGGACUUUCAGUCUGUAUUGAAAGAGUUUCAAAAGGCGCAGCGUCUCGCUGCUGAAAGAGAAACUGUCUAUGCUCCUCUUUUCACCAGUCCUUCUCCUCCAUCUAGCUAUACAUCCAGUGAGAUAGAUGUGAGUGGAGAUAAGCAUUCAGAGCAGCGUGCGCUUCUUGUGGAAUCGAAAAGACAAGAACUUGUACUGCUGGACAAUGAGAUUGUAUUUAAUGAAGCUAUCAUCGAGGAACGAGAGCAAGGGAUACAAGAGAUCCAGCAGCAAAUUGGUGAGGUGCACGAGAUCUUCAAAGACUUGGCUGUCCUGGUACAUGAUCAAGGCACCAUGAUCGAUGAUAUUAGUACUCACAUCGAUAACUCCCACGCUGCAACAGCACAAGGAAGAUCUCAUCUCGCAAAAGCUUCGAAGACACAAAGAUCGAGUUCAACUCUGAUGUGCUUGCUCAUGGUGAUUUUUGGAAUCGUACUCCUGAUUGUUAUCAUAGUGCUGGCGAUUUGAUUUUCAAGAACUCACUAAACCAUGGAGAAGUGCUUUCACCAUCAAUCUAGAGAUCUUAAUGGGUGUAUGUGUGUCACUUUGUUAGACUGCUGGUCUUUGGUCUCUUGUUUUAGAGUAUAUGGAGUAGUCGGGUUUGGUUUGAGGGUGUCAGAGUGUGUUAUUGCUUUUGACUCUUGUAUUAUAUUUUGUUAAAGAUCCUUUUAUCUGUGUUUUUGAAAGUGAAA
Raphanus sativus (radish) is the source of this 1272-nucleotide messenger RNA. Its product is annotated as syntaxin-23. The coding region runs from base 212 to 1048 and encodes 278 amino acids. NCBI's taxonomy places the organism in Eukaryota, Viridiplantae, Streptophyta, Magnoliopsida, Brassicales, Brassicaceae. Gene Ontology annotation, cellular component: SNARE complex; membrane; endomembrane system. Gene Ontology annotation, biological process: vesicle-mediated transport; vesicle fusion; intracellular protein transport. The transcript has 7 exons. Gene Ontology annotation, molecular function: SNAP receptor activity; SNARE binding. The record is from RefSeq and is a predicted model, not a curated record.